AUGUCACCUGCUUAUCUUGCUUUUAUUUCAACAUUUGGUAGCAUCAUGGGUCAGACAUUAAGUCAAUCCGGAUCUACAGGGGGGAAACUGACCAAAGUACAAAUAUCCCGUCUUUUUUCAGCACGAUGCUCGCAUCAGUUAUCACCUAUUGAAGUCUGGUCUCUUAAAGAUAACUUUAAAAAAUCAGCUUUAGAAGAAGAUGACAAGCAAUAUUGGACCAAUACCAUUUUAAUUGAAAUGCUUGGUGUCCCCCAAAGUGUUAACAUCACUGACUUGCUGUGCAAAUCAGCGGACUUUUUAAUCAAAUUUCCUUUUAUAAACAACAACGAAAUAAACGAAUCAACAUUUGAUCAAAAAAUUUCAUUUGAACAGCUAGUAAAGCUUAUUGCAAUUUAUACAAACAAACUUAAUGGUAUCUUAGCCAUGGACUACAAUUUACCUAAGCUUUUAUUUUUAUCAUUUUCAGACAGUGAUGCUGAAAUUGUUACUCCUGAAGAUAAAACAUCUGAGCCUAUAGCAUUUCCUUUAAAAGAUACGGACACAUGGAAUUCGCUUGAAGUAAUAGAGACCUUUGAUGGUUUAGAUAUAAAACAUCGAUUCAUUUCUGCAUUUGACUUGUACCGACUUGUUUCAUUUUUACUCGCCAUUGUCGAAUAUCGUUCGCAUCAUCGGGCUUUGGCGUGCUCAAAAAAAUUUGCUGGUGAUUACUUUGUUACCGGUCCAUAUUCACAAUUUCAAAGUGCAGCUCUCUGCAUCCUUCGAGCUAUUGCGCAAGGAAAUAUUCCUGAAAGAGAAGAUUGUAUCGUUCAAAGUGAAGAAAGCUCUGCUAUAGUUGCACCAGGCAGUGUGGAAGCUGAAUGGACACGACGAAUGAAAAACGUUAAGAUUUUUUUUCCAGAAUUUGAAAGGGCAUUCCAUGCAUCUUUCCCGUAUCUUUUUGUUCCUCUGACAGAACUUUUCGGGCGAUUGCUUUUCAGUGAAUCUGCUAGUAGUCGAGAAAGAGAUAAUAGCGGGGCUCAUGAUUUAUAUGAUGAUGGCUACGACGAACAAGAAGACGAGUUUAGCGAGGACAACAAGGAAGAGUUUGAUGAAAAGCAACGCAGAAGAAGCUUAAACGUUGAAGAUAAAAUGUUAAGCAGACCAUCUAUAAAUAAAGAGCGAAGCAUGAGCUAUAGUGGUGGUUUGAAACCAAGCAUACCAUCUGCUUCUGCUUCUUCUUCAAAUGGUAAUAAAUCAGCUUCUACAAAGCCCAAAGGUGAUAUUUUUAAACGAGAAGGUCGAACCAAACUCAUAACACCAGCAACUAUGGCUCAACUGAGCGCAAUGCUUGGUCCUGGUUUAUAUACUCGUCUCAAACGUUUAUAUGUUGGUUCCGAAGCUGGAUUUUCUUUAAGAUCAUUUGAAUCGCGUGUUUUCAAGUGGCGAGCACCAACUCUGUUGCUUGUUUCUGGUAGAGAGAUUGAGGUGCCAUUAUCUUUAGCUGGUGUUGGAUCUAGCGUGGGACCCAGCGGUACCCCCAUUGGUGCACGCGAGCGUGCCUUUAAUGACUUGAUCCCACCGUUGCGUCGAUUACACGAGCAAACAACAACGAAAAAGCAUGUACGGCGACCAGUUUUUUUCGCAGCUUAUAUUGUUGAGCCAUGGAAGUCACAUGCCAAGAAUACGUUUGGAAAUUCCGAAUCAUUUUUGAUUCAAUUGGAACAGGUACAAGAUCGAUUCAAUGCAGAAGCUAACGGACCUGCAAAUGCACCAUAUAGCACUGCGGGUAAGCCUAAGCACUAUGCAUAUUUUACCCGAACCCAACCAGGUGGAAUUGGAUUUGGGUCGCCAGUGCCUCAAAGUGGUACGUCCUCUACGGUUUCUUCCUUUUCCCAGAGUCACAGUGGCAGUUUAGGGUCUUCCGGGUUCAAAAUGGGAGGAAGCAGUGGCAGCAGUGGCAGCAGUGGUAGUGGUGUGUUUGGCCCACGGUUUGAUUUGGGUAGUGUGUCGCUGACGUUGAACGAGUCACUUGAAUAUGGAGUUUUCCGGCAUGUGGGACCUGGUGGAUCAUAUUCACGGACAGAAGGUAUGCGCAGAGACUGCGAGUUUGAAACUCGUUUUGAGAUUACAGAGGUGGAAGUAUGGGGGUCUGGUAAGGACGAAGACCUCGAGGAACAGCGAAGACGAUGGGAAUGGGAAGAACGCGAAGCACAGUACAGGCAGCGUGUAAAUAUCCAUAAUAUUGGCGAAGAGCGUGCGUUCUUGGAAAUGGCUGGGCUUGUUGGCAACCAUGGGAAUGGAGGGUCUAUGGGUUAA
This is a messenger RNA of Magnusiomyces paraingens, 2295 nucleotides long. RefSeq lists its product as uncharacterized. The transcript is spliced from 4 exons. NCBI's taxonomy places the organism in Eukaryota, Fungi, Ascomycota, Dipodascomycetes, Dipodascales, Dipodascaceae. The coding region runs from base 1 to 2295 and encodes 764 amino acids. The record is from RefSeq and is a predicted model, not a curated record.